UUUCUUGUCAACAUGAUGGCCUCCUGAAAAUAAUUGAGACCCGUCCAUCACUUAUUUAUGAACUACUUUUCAGUGUCUUCUAUCGAUGAUAAAUCGAAUUUCCGACAUCAGAGACACGUAUGCUGUUAAUCAGGUGCUGAAGAAAAAAUCAAUCCUCUCCACUUGAAGGUAGGUGAUGCACACAGAUUUCUUCUUACCUUGCAAGCACCGUUGGAUGAAGAGAGUAGGCAUGAUCAUGGACAAACGCAUGCCGUCUUGCCUCGAUCUUGCAGGAGAGGAGGACAUUGUUUAUUUGCGUAGGGCUGUCGGGGGAUAAUUCGAUCGAGUAGGAGUUGUUACGUGGAAGAGGAGCUAGCAGCUGGGCGAUCGUUUGGGUAGGUGACGAGGAAGAAAUUGAUACGGCCGGCCGUUGUACGGGAGCACGGCCAGAGAUGGAGUUCGAUACGGUCUGCACCCAAAUCAGAAGGUUUGGCCACCCUUAACAAUAUCCUCAUCGGAUAUAACUUGGGGAAGGCGAAGGCGUACCCCCUACUAUAUAAGCUCCGCCACCCACGCCCCAAACAAAUCAUAACCAACCUUCCUCAAGUCGUUUGUUCCCCCGAGCAAUCGAGUUGUGUUCCCGGCGAUCGAUCGAUCCAUCUUGCUGAGCAUCAUGGUUUCCGCCGACGUGGCUCGCAACAUCGUCGGCAUCAUUGGCAAUGUCAUCUCCUUUGGGCUCUUCCUCUCCCCUGUGCCGACGUUCUGGCGUAUCUGCAAGGCCAAGGACGUGCAGGAGUUCAAGCCGGACCCCUACCUGGCGACGCUCAUGAACUGCCUGCUCUGGUUCUUCUACGGGCUCCCUAUCGUCCACCCCAACAGCACCCUCGUCCUCACCAUCAACGGCAUCGGCCUCGUCAUCGAGGGCGCCUACAUCAUCAUCUUCAUCAUCUACGCGGCCAAGAACACAAGGUGGAAGAUGCUCGGCGUGCUCGCCAUCCAGGCAGCGUUCAUGGCUGCCGUGGUGGCCGGUGUGCUCGUCGGCGCCCACACCCAUGAGAAGCGCUCCAUG
Molecule: messenger RNA, 1048 nt
Organism: Triticum dicoccoides
Lineage: Eukaryota; Viridiplantae; Streptophyta; Magnoliopsida; Poales; Poaceae
Product: bidirectional sugar transporter SWEET6b-like
Exons: 6
Biological process (GO): carbohydrate transport
Cellular component (GO): membrane
Molecular function (GO): sugar transmembrane transporter activity
Source: RefSeq, a predicted model, not a curated record